AUGAUCAUCUUGAUCAGCUGCUUGAUCAUAGAUGUUGAAGGAAAUUUCAAUUACAAAGAUGCCCUCACCAAAUCAUUAAUCUUUCUUGAAGCUCAAAGAUCUGGAAAACUUCCACCAAAUCAUAGACCUUCUUGGAGAGGCGAUUCAGCUCUUGAUGAUGGAAAACUAGCCCAUGCAGAUCUUGCUGGAGGGUAUUAUGAUGCAGGAGACAAUGUGAAAUAUGGUUUGCCAUUAGCAUUCACGGUCACUACAUUGGCAUGGGGAGUUUAUGCUUAUGAGGCUCAAUUUAAGUCUGCAGGAGAACUUAAUAAUGCCUUGGAUGCCAUUAGAUGGGGGACAGAUUAUCUUCUUAAAGCAAGUUCUAAGCGUAAUCGUUUGUUUGUUCAAGUGGGUGACCCCGAUAAGGAUCAUCAAUGUUGGGUUGGACCGGAGAAUAUGCAAACACCGCGAACCGUAUUGCAGAUUGAUGAGAGUCAUCCUGGAACAGAGAUUGCAGGGGAGACUGCAGCUGCUUUGGCUGCUGCUUCUGUUGUUUUUAAAAGAAUAGACCGAGCUUAUUCUCAUAGUCUUCUUAAUAAGGCUAAAUUGGUGUUUGAAUUUGCUAAUAGUAAGAAAGGAACUUAUGAUGGAGAAUGUCCAUUUUAUUGCUCUUAUUCUGGUUAUAAUGACGAAUUGUUGUGGGCUGCAACAUGGUUAUACAUAGCUACAAAGAAAGCACCAUAUUUGCAAUAUGUACAAGAGGAUUCACUAACUGCACAAGUUCAAGAAUUUAGUUGGGAUCUUAAAUAUGCAGGCGCCCAAAUUCUCCUCGCUAAAGUAAUUCUUCUUUCGUUUUAUCAAGGUGAGAAGAGUUUAGACUCAUUCAAGGAUCAGGCUGACAGUUAUAUAUGCUCUGUUCAUCCUGAUAGUCCAUACCACCAAGUAUUCAUGACUGCUGGCGGUUUAAUCCAUUUGAGAGAUGGAGCGAAUUUGCAAUACGUUACAGGAACCGCUUUCUUGUUCAGCGUAUACAGCGACGUUCUAGCGCAACACAACCAGAAAGUCACUUGUGGCGCCACCACAUUCAACUCAGCCAGUGUCAUGGCCUUUGCAAAGAAACAGAUGGAUUACAUACUAGGGGAUAACCCAUUAAAAAGAUCAUACAUGGUGGGGUUUGGCGAGAAUCCGCCUUUACAAGCUCAUCACAGAGGUGCAUCGGUUCCGAAAAUGUCUACACAAGAGGUCGUUAAUUGUGGCAUGAGUUUCACAAAAUGGUAUAAUGUCGAUGGUCCUAACCCUAAUGAGUUAACCGGGGCUAUCGUUGGCGGACCGGACAAGAAUGAUCAAUUUAAUGAUAAGCGAUCCGAUUCUUCCAUGACCGAACCUACUACUUAUACUAAUACACUUGCUAUUGGAGUUCUUGCUAAGCUUGCCGGUUCUUGA
Impatiens glandulifera is the source of this 1422-nucleotide messenger RNA. Its product is annotated as endoglucanase 16. The transcript has 7 exons. Gene Ontology annotation, molecular function: hydrolase activity, hydrolyzing O-glycosyl compounds. Bases 1 to 1422 code for a protein of 473 amino acids. The record is from RefSeq and is a predicted model, not a curated record. Gene Ontology annotation, biological process: carbohydrate metabolic process. NCBI's taxonomy places the organism in Eukaryota, Viridiplantae, Streptophyta, Magnoliopsida, Ericales, Balsaminaceae.